CGUCAUCAGCGGCCCAGUCUGGCGCUACAGCUGUCGAGCAGCAGGAAGCGGCCUCUCUUUCCUCAGAUCCCGCUGCCUUGUGGGAUCGCGGCGGGUUCCUCUCGUCCAGAAGGGUUUCCGGGUUUCUCCAGCCCCGCAUCUGUCGCUGAGUACGGAAGCUGAAAGGGUCCGCGGGCAGCAUGGCGGCGCACCUCAAAAAGCGGGUGUAUGAGGAGUUCACUAAAGUUGUUCAGCAACAACAGGAGGAAAUUGCGACUAAGAAACUCCGACUGACAAAACCCAGUAAAUCCGCAGCACUCCACAUAGACCUGUGUAAGGCCACCUCCCCUGCAGAUGCUUUGCAGUACCUCCUGCAGUUUGCCAGGAAGCCUGUUGAGGCAGAAAGUGUGGAGGGAGUGGUCAGGAUUCUCUUGGAACAUUAUUACAAGGAAAAUGAUCCAUCUGUGAGACUGAAAAUCGCAUCCUUGUUGGGUUUAUUAUCAAAGACCACUGGAUUUUCACCAGACUGCAUUAUGGAUGAUGCCAUAAACAUACUACAGAAUGAAAAGUCUCAUCAAGUUCUAGCUCAACUGCUGGAUACUUUACUUGCGAUUGGUACUAAACUGCCAGAGAAUCAAGCUGUUCAGAUGCGAUUGGUUGAUGUAGCCUGCAAGCACCUGACAGAUACUUCCCAUGGUGUAAGAAAUAAGUGCCUACAGUUACUUGGUAACCUUGGCUCUUUGGAGAAAAAUGUCAUAAAAGAUGCAGAAGGCCUUACUGCCAGAGAUGUACAGAAGAUUAUAGGGGAUUAUUUCAGCGACCAAGAUCCACGUGUCAGAACAGCAGCUAUAAAAGCUAUGUUGCAGCUUCAUGAAAGAGGACUGAAGUUACAUCAAACAAUUUAUAAUCAGGCCUGUAAAUUGCUCUCUGAUGACUAUGAACAAGUACGCAGUGCUGCAGUCCAGCUUAUCUGGGUUGUCAGUCAGCUCUACCCUGAAAGCAUUGUCCCAAUCCCUUCUUCAAAUGAAGAAAUUCGUUUAGUUGAUGAUGCCUUUGGAAAAAUUUGUCAUAUGGUCAGUGAUGGCUCCUGGGUGGUUCGUGUUCAAGCUGCAAAACUAUUGGGCUCUAUGGAACAAGUCAGUUCUCAUUUCUUGGAGCAGACCCUUGACAAGAAGCUGAUGUCAGAUCUGAGGAGGAAGCGUACUGCACAUGAGCGUGCCAAGGAACUUUACAGUUCAGGGGAGUUUUCCAGUGGCAGGAAGUGGGGAGACGAUGCUCCUAAGGAAGAAAUAGAUACUGGGGCUGUGAACUUGAUCGAGUCAGGAGCUUGUGGAGCCUUUGUUCAUGGGUUGGAAGAUGAGAUGUACGAGGUCCGCAUUGCUGCCGUGGAGGCUCUCUGCAUGCUGGCCCAGUCUUCACCCUCUUUUGCUGAGAAGUGCCUUGAUUUCCUGGUCGACAUGUUUAACGAUGAAAUUGAAGAAGUACGUCUGCAGUCCAUACAUACUAUGAGAAAAAUCUCCAACAAUAUUACCCUCCGAGAAGAUCAGCUUGACACUGUCCUGGCUGUGUUAGAGGAUUCAUCCAGAGAUAUUAGAGAGGCUCUUCAUGAACUCUUGUGCUGUACUAAUGUUUCAACUAAAGAAGGGAUUCAUCUUGCACUGGUGGAGCUGCUAAAAAACUUAACCAAGUACCCUACGGAUAGGGACUCCAUAUGGAAGUGCUUGAAGUUUCUGGGGAGUCGGCAUCCAACGUUGGUGCUUCCCUUGGUACCAGAGCUCUUGAGCACCCACCCUUUUUUUGACACAGCUGAACCAGAUAUGGAUGAUCCAGCGUACAUUGCAGUUUUGGUUCUUAUUUUCAAUGCUGCCAAAACCUGUCCAACAAUGCCUGCACUGUUCUCAGAUCAUACCUUCAGGCACUAUGCCUACCUCCGAGACAGUCUUUCUCAUCUUGUUCCUGCCUUGAGGUUACCAGGUAGAAAAGUGUUGUCAUCAGCCAUCUCUCCCAGCAUCACUCCUCAUGAGGACCCUUCCCAGCAGUUCCUGCAGGAGAGCCUGGAAAGAGUGUACAGUCUUCAGCACCUGGACCCUCAGGGUGCCCAGGAGCUGCUAGAGUUCACCAUCAGGGAUCUGCAAAGACUUGGAGAACUUCAGUCUGAAUUGGCAGGAGUAGCUGACUUUUCUGCUACCUAUCUUCGAUGUCAACUACUCCUCAUCAAGGCUCUGCAGGAGAAGCUGUGGAAUGUGGCUGCCCCUUUAUAUUUGAAGCAGAGUGAUUUGGCCUCAGCAGCAGCAAAACAGAUCAUGGAGGAGACCUACAAAAUGGAGUUCAUGUACAGUGGUGUAGAGAAUAAGCAGGUGGUGAUUAUACAUCACAUGAGGCUGCAGGCCAAGGCUUUGCAGCUUAUAGUGACAGCACGGACUACUCGAGGAGUUGACCCCUUAUUUGGGAUGUGUGAAAAGUUUUUACAAGAAGUGGACUUUUUUCAGAGGUGUUUCAUCGCUGACUUACCUCAUUUGCAGGACAGCUUUGUAGACAAACUUCUUGAUCUUAUGCCCCGCCUCAUGACAUCGAAACCUGCAGAAGUGGUUAAAAUUCUACAGAACAUGCUCCGACAGAGUACCUUCCUGCACCUCCCCCUUCCAGAACAGAUCCACAAAGCAUCAGCCACUAUCAUUGAGCCAGCGGGUGAGUCAGACAACCCUUUGCGGUUUACAUCUGGGUUGGUGGUGGCCUUGGAUGUUGAUGCAACCCUGGAACAUGUGCAGGAUCCUCAGAGUACAGUAAAGGUUCAGGUCUUAUAUCCAGAUGGCCAGGCUCAGAUGAUCCACCCUAAGCCAGCAGACUUUCGGAAUCCUGGCCCUGGGCGGCACCGUCUCAUCACUCAGGUGUACCUCUCCCACACUGCCUGGACAGAGCCAUGCCAGGUGGAAGUAAGGCUGCUCUUGGCCUACAACUCCAGUGCUCGCAUCCCGAAGUCACCCUGGAUGGAGGGUGGUGAAAUGGCCCCCCAGUUGGAAACCAGCAUCGAGGGCACCAUCCCCUUCAGCAAGCCUGUGAAAGUGUACAUCAUGCCCAAGCCUGCUAGGCGCUGAGGCCCACGCAGCCCGCACUGCCACGGCCCACAGGCCCUUCUUCGGGCUCAUAGGGAGCCAGAACCUGGAGCACUUCACCUGGAAAUGGUGUGUAGGCAUAAGAUUAUGCAGCCUUUUCUGUCUCAUCUGGUAUCAAAACAAGAUAAAUUAUUUUGAAUUAAAAAUCCAAAAUAUU
This is a messenger RNA of Oryctolagus cuniculus (rabbit), 3249 nucleotides long. RefSeq names its product integrator complex subunit 4 (gene INTS4). NCBI's taxonomy places the organism in Eukaryota, Metazoa, Chordata, Mammalia, Lagomorpha, Leporidae. The record is from RefSeq and is a predicted model, not a curated record. Gene Ontology annotation, molecular function: protein binding. Gene Ontology annotation, biological process: snRNA processing. Gene Ontology annotation, cellular component: integrator complex.